Molecule: messenger RNA, 4147 nt
Organism: Haliotis rubra (blacklip abalone)
Lineage: Eukaryota; Metazoa; Mollusca; Gastropoda; Lepetellida; Haliotidae
Exons: 2
Coding region: 1061-3184 (707 amino acids)
Biological process (GO): positive regulation of DNA-templated transcription
Cellular component (GO): chromatin; nucleoplasm
Molecular function (GO): metal ion binding; ubiquitin-protein transferase activity
Source: RefSeq, a predicted model, not a curated record
CUGACGUUGUGUAGAUGGGGAUGCUGUGAGCUGGUUAGCAGAUCAGGGGAUGUUACAAUAUGUGGCAUAAUGCUGACAGAUGGGAUAUAUGACACUGAGAUGUGAUAUCACGCUGGAAGAAAGGACUUAUAAGACAAAGAUGUGAUAUAAUGCUGAGAAAAGGGAUAUAACAGACAGAUGUGAUCUUAUGCCCGAGAGAAGGGAUAUAUAACACAGAUAUAUGUUAUAAUGCUGAGAAAUUGUAUAUGUAUGACACACAGAUGUGAUACCGCUGACAGAAUGGUUUUAUAAGACAAACAUGUGACAUAACGCUGAGAAAAGAGAUAUAACAGACAGAUGUGAUCUAAUGUGGAGAGAAGGGAUAUAUAACACAGAGAUGACAGUUCUCAGAAGGGAAUAUGUGAGAAGUUAUUUGUAUAAACACAAAAAUGUGACGUAAAUCUUAGAGCAGGAAUAUGAUUGAAUGCUAAGAGAUGACAUCCAUGACAGAGACGUGUCAUAACAAUCAAUAAAUGGCUAUAACAGACAGAGGUGUGAGGUAACAGCAAGACAACGGAUAUAACACAGUAUAUUACAAUGCUGAGACAGAGAUUAGAUAUUCCACUCAGCGAAGGAGCAGCAGAGAACGUGAGACACCACUGAAUGAAAGGAUAUAACAGAUGUGGUAUAACACUGAAAGAACAGAUAUAACAGAUGUGGUAUAACACUGAAAGAAUGGAUAUAACAAAGGAAAGAAGAAUAUAUACAGAUGUAUGCAGAGACAGACAAGGUCUAUCACUCCAUCACUUCACAGUACCACAACUAAUGAUGAGCUGGCAGGCUGCCAACCAAGAAACCACAGACCUACAGGAUUUGGUUUUGUCUGAUGAUAUUCUUUGAAAUGAGUGACUGCUAUAAGGUGUGAUAUAUCGGGGAAAUCAAGACAAGAUUGACAAUAUUCAGUGACAUGAGAGACUGCUGUAAGGUGUGAUAUCUUGGGAGGAAUAAAAACAAGAUUGACAUUAUUCAGUGACAUGAGAGACUGCUGUAAAGUGUGAUACCUUGGUGGAAUCAAGACAAGAUGAUGAACCCAAGCCAGCCACCAAUGACUCCGGUCUGCUGCCUCUGUCAGACAGUGUUCCAGGAUCCAAAGGUUCUGCCCUGCCUCCAUACAUUCUGUUCAUCAUGCUUACAGAAUCUUGUGACAGGAGAGGUUGGAUUAGGGGAGAUAACUUGUCCUACGUGUGGUUGUCAUGUGACUCUCCCUGUCAGAGGUGUGCCUGGUUUGGUUACAAAUACACAUGUGAAGCGACUCGCAGAUAAUUACUUAAAUGACAUAAUGAAAAGUCUCCACAACGAACACACAGAGACUUCUGAACCAGACGAAGGGUUUGGGGAACAGUCGGAAGUCCAUGUUGGUCACAUGACCAGAUCUGAGACCUGGCAUGGUCAUACAGAUGUCACUCCACAGACCACUGUUGUGCAGUCAAAGUCGCUUGAUGGAGACAAGCAGUCUGGACUUUCCACAGCAGUUUCAAAUCCCGAUGCUACACAAGCGGAAAAACACGAGAAGAAGAAGGAAGCUUGUCGAGUGACAGGCAAACUCACGUCCAAGCUGAUGCACCUGCAGGGCGAGGCUCUGAGGAUUACCUACUCCAUUGAUUCAGUGAACGAGGGAGUUCGUCAGUGGCAGGAGAAGAACAUCGAGAUCAAGGCUAACAUCAUGGACAGGUCCCGGAUGCUGCAGCAUCUCAUCAAAAGACACGAGCAGAAGCUUCUAGCAGAGGUGGACAACCUGGAGAACCAUGAACAGUUCCUCAAUGAAGCUGACAGGACCAAGAACGAGCUGAGGGUGAAUCUGAAACGUGUUCUUAAUGCUGUGGAGUUCCUGAAACAGAUGCAAAACUUUGGGCAGGAUGAGGAGAUUCUGGAGAUGAAGGACUUUCUGCUGGGUGAUCUAAAGAUUUUGUGCGGUGUUGAAACCAACCACAAAGAAUAUAAGUUGAAGGUCCCAACAGUGACAUCAUAUGAGAAUCUUGAUGAUGAGUUUGGCAGUUUGAUCCCUGUUGAGAAGCAAUCUGUUGUGUUUGAGCCUGACACUGGCGAAGGACUAGGUGACAUGAAACUUACACAGCUGGAGAAAGUCAAACAAAUGGAGUUCACGAAAGCCUCAAGUACAAAACUAAGACGAAGAAGAGCCAAGACACAGCAGAUUCGUUUUUCUUCUCCUCAAGGGAGGGAACUGAGGUUCUCAUCACCCCAGAGAAGAGCAACAAGGAUCAUCACCUCCGAGGACAGGGAUCUGGAAGUGGAGAAGACAUCUCCAGAAGAUGAUCCUGACGGCCCUGAGGACAUUAAGGACCUGCAGGAAACUCUGAAACUGAGGAGGAAGGAGCUGUUGGAAGAGAAACACAUGGAGGAUAACAUGGAAAACAUCCAUGAUGUUCACUUGUUCAGUGCCCACAGACGUCCAGCCAGGGAGAAGAAGAGGAGAGUCCAGUCCUUCAGUGGCAGGCCAUCCUCACAGACACGGCUGAUGGAACAGGCUGCAGCAGGAUUAGAAGCUCCCAAUGAAACUGAACAACCCAAGGGACACCAGCAGACAGCCACGCUAGACAAAGCUGGAAGUAUUGACAGCAUAGAAGGGGAGAUAACUGCAGGUCAUGACGAUUCCCAGGAAAAUCCAGCCAAUGAAGACAUGACCAUGAAGUUGAAAUAUCUUCGUGACAACUGGAGACGGAGAAGAGAGAUUCUCAAAUCCAGCGAGAGUUCCCAGACAUCAUUCGAAAAAGCCCCAGGUGAUAUGAGUCCCAUAUCACCUGAUUCUCCUAAAUCACCAGAAGCAAAAGUGGGAACUGAGACCAAGUUCCAGAUGUUCCGAGACCAGCUCAGUUCCAUGAGACAUCACCACAUGCCAAGCGGCAACUCUCCACCACCAACAUCACAACACAUCAGUCCAUCGCGCAGGAUGUCGGACAGUAUGGCCGCUCGCAAAUCUUCAACGGGAUCCAUCCCAGAAGUGUCUGGCGAGAUGGACUUUUUAUCCUCGCACAGUACCUUUGAGAACGGAACAAAUGGCAGGCAGGAUACAGAAGGGCAAGUGUUUGCCACGAACGACAGCGGUCUGACCCGUAGUCGACUGCAGCAACUCCGAGCAAAUGCCAGGAAGAAGAAGGAAAGAUGGAGGUCCCAGACACUGUCAUAGACACUGUCAUCAACACUGCAACAGAGGCAUACAGGUGAUCACAGAGGUGUGGUAUGUCAUGUAAUACUACAACUGACUGGAAAAUUUGGACAUGUACUAAAUCAAAGUACUAACGUAAUGUGUCAUGACAGUCAUACUGGAUACUAUUAAUACUGUGUGUUGCAUAACACAUGUAUACCAUGUCACACAGUGUUGUAGGACAUGGCAUAAACUUUGCAUUUUCUCGGAUAUAAUGUAAAUACCCAACCUUGAUCAUCCAGAACACAAAAUCUCCAUUCUGUGACCUAUUGGCCACCACUGCUCUGAACUAUAGGAACAGAACCAACUGAAGUGGAGGUCGUUUGUGAAUGACGAGAAGGAGUUAAACACAAGGGAUAGAGCAUGGUGAAAAGGCACAUUAUUGUACUGACAGGACAGAAACUGAUAUCUGCUCAUUCUGCAAACUUCAGCUUGUGUGAAAGGCAAGCCUGGACUGCAGAGAAACAUUGGUACUGUAUAAUCUCAUCACUUCAGAAGUUUCCUGUCAUUCAGACAUCAACCACAUGUCACAUACAGUCAUAUGACCUGGUUACACUACUAUUCAUUGUACAUCAUCAAACAUUUUCAUGGAAUUUCAAAUGUGCUAAAAAUGUGUGUACAUACAAAUGCAUGCACCGUCAACUCUCGUUCAGAAUUAAGAAUGAUUUGUACAGAAGGUACAGCAAGGACACCAUGACAUGGGACAAGGAGGUAGUGUUCUGGAACUGGGUGGUUCGUUCCUGUUUUAUUUGUCUCAUAGAUGUCAUGCAGAAAGAAUAAAUGUCCCUUAACUUCUUUUGACUGGUAUAUUUCAGGUCAACAGUUCAGAACAUACCAUUUUGCUCUGAAAGGAGGUAAGGCCAGGCCAAUUUUAUGUCUUGUUUUAUGGAUCCGCCGGUCAUAUUUUUUUAAGAAUAAGGAAAUUUUUUUUUAAAAUUUACCCAC